This is a messenger RNA of Chanos chanos (milkfish), 5925 nucleotides long. RefSeq names its product sodium channel, voltage gated, type VIII, alpha subunit b (gene scn8ab). Bases 1 to 5925 code for a protein of 1974 amino acids. Lineage: Eukaryota; Metazoa; Chordata; Actinopteri; Gonorynchiformes; Chanidae. Gene Ontology annotation, biological process: sodium ion transmembrane transport; neuronal action potential; membrane depolarization during action potential. The transcript has 26 exons. Gene Ontology annotation, molecular function: voltage-gated sodium channel activity. Gene Ontology annotation, cellular component: voltage-gated sodium channel complex; plasma membrane. The record is from RefSeq and is a predicted model, not a curated record.
AUGGCUGCGCCCUUACUUGCACCUCCAGGUCCCGACAGCUUUAAGAGGUUCACCCGGGAGUCGUUGGCCAACAUCGAGAAGCGCAUCGCUGAAGAGAAGAAGAAAAAGCCCGUUAAGCCCCGGUCCGACAGCAGUCAUCGUGACGAUGACGAUGACAACAAACCCAAGCCCAACAGUGACCUGGAGGCCGGUAAGAGCCUGCCCUUUAUUUACGGAGACGUCCCAGGAAACAUGGUCGCUGAACCACUGGAAGACCUGGACCCCUUUUACAUGAACAAGAAAACGUUUAUAGUGCUAAACAAAGGGAAAACAAUCUUCCGCUUCAGUGCCACACCCUCCUUGUAUAUCAUUAGCCCUUUUAACUUGUUAAGGCGAAUAGCUAUUAAAAUUUUGAUACAUUCAGUUUUCAGCAUGAUCAUUAUGUGUACAAUUCUGACCAACUGUGUGUUCAUGACAUUCAGCAAUCCACCAGAGUGGUCCAAACAAGUGGAGUAUACCUUCACAGGGAUCUACACUUUUGAGUCUCUCACCAAGAUUGUGGCCAGGGGCUUCUGCAUAGAUGACUUCACCUUCCUCAGAGACCCCUGGAACUGGCUGGACUUCAUGGUUAUCUCUAUGGCGUAUAUAACAGAAUUUGUAAACCUAGGCAAUGUCUCAGCCCUGCGCACGUUUAGGGUUCUGAGGGCUUUGAAAACUGUUGCUGUUAUCCCAGGGCUGAAGACCAUUGUGGGGGCUCUGAUCCAGUCGGUGAAGAAGCUGAGUGAUGUCAUGAUCCUGACCGUGUUCUGUCUCAGCGUGUUCGCUCUGAUCGGGCUUCAGCUCUUCAUGGGAAACCUACGACAGAAGUGCGUUAUCUGGCCAAUCAGCAACCAAACAGAGAUUUAUCUGGCCAAUGGGAGUAAGGGCUUCGACUGGAACGAGUACAUCAUGAAUGACACAAACUUCUACUUCGUGCCCGGGCAGCUGGAUGCUCUCCUGUGUGGGAACAGCUCAGAUUCCGGGAGGUGUCCAGAGGGCUACACGUGUAUGAAGGCUGGUCGUAACCCUAACUAUGGCUACACCAGCUUUGACUCUUUUGGCUGGGCCUUUCUCGCCCUCUUCCGACUGAUGACACAGGACUUUUGGGAGAACCUCUACCAGCUGACCCUGCGUGCAGCUGGAAAGACCUACAUGAUUUUCUUUGUGUUGGUGAUCUUUGUGGGGUCGUUCUACCUGGUCAACCUCAUCCUGGCUGUGGUUGCCAUGGCCUACGAGGAGCAGAACCAGGCAACCAUUGAGGAGGCGGAGCAAAAGGAGGCGGAGUUCAAAGCUAUGUUAGAACAGCUGAAGAAACAACAGGAGGAGACACAGGCCAACGCCAUGGCUACGUCAGCUGGCACGGUGUCUGAGGAUGCUGUGGAGGAUGACGGGGGCGGCCAUCUGUCCCGCAGUUCGUCUGAGGUUUCCAAACUCAGCUCCAAAAGCGCCAAGGAGCGUCGGAACCGGAAGAAGAAGUGGCGUCAGAAGGAGCAGGAGAAGGAGAAGGGAGACAGUGAGAAGGUCGUCAAAUCAGACUCAGACGACGGCAGCAAGAGGAGCCGCUUCCGUUUCCCCGACAACCGCCUGGGCAGGAAGCCGUCAAUCAUGAACCAGUCUCUGCUGAGCAUCCCCGGCUCCCCCUUCAUGUCCCGACACAACAGUCGCAGCAGCAUCUUCAGCUUCAAGGGUCGCUCCAAGGACGUGGGCUCUGAGAACGAGUUUGCGGACGAUGAACACAGCACGGUGGAGGAAAGCGAGGACCGCAGGGGUUCGCUCUUCAUCCCCUACCGCCGGAACAGCUACAGCGGCUACAGCCAAGGCUCCUCCCGCAUCAACCCGCUGGCGCCACACACGGGCGGCAAGAGGAACAGCACGGUGGACUGCAACGGCGUGGUGUCUCUGAUCGGACCGGGUCCGGGUCCGGGCCGGCUACUGCCUGAGACGACGGGGGUGGAUGUGAAGAGGAAACACUCCGGCUCUCUGAUGGUGUCUGUUGAUCAGCUCAACACCUCGUUUGGGCGAAAAGACAGAGCCAACAGCGUGAUGACGGUCAUCACCAACACACUGGUGGAGGAGCUGGAGGAAUCCCAGCGGAAAUGCCCACCCUGCUGGUAUAAAUUUGCCAACACGUUCCUGAUCUGGGAAUGCUGUCCGCUGUGGCUGAAGAUUAAGGAGAUAGUGAAUCUGAUCGUCAUGGACCCAUUUGUGGACUUGGCCAUCACCAUCUGCAUUGUGCUCAACACCGUGUUCAUGGCCAUGGAACAUUAUCCCAUGACACAGCACUUUGAGGAGGUUUUGUCUGUGGGAAACCUGGUCUUUACAGGGAUCUUCACAGCUGAGAUGUUUGCCAAGCUGAUUGCUAUGGAUCCAUAUUACUACUUUCAGGAGGGCUGGAACAUCUUUGACGGUUUUAUCGUUAGUCUCAGUUUGGUGGAGCUGGGACUUGCUGAUGUGGAGGGUCUGUCUGUACUCAGGUCAUUCAGAUUGUUGAGGGUGUUUAAACUGGCGAAGUCGUGGCCCACUCUGAACAUGCUAAUUAAGAUCAUUGGUAACUCAGUGGGAGCUCUGGGAAACCUGACCCUGGUGUUGGCCAUCAUUGUCUUCAUCUUCGCCGUGGUGGGGAUGCAGCUGUUUGGGAAGAACUAUAAAGACUGUGUGUGUAAGAUCGCUCAGGACUGCGAGCUGCCUCGCUGGCACAUGAACGAUUUUUUCCACUCGUUUCUUAUUGUGUUUCGAGUUCUGUGCGGAGAGUGGAUCGAGACCAUGUGGGACUGUAUGGAGGUGGCUGGACAGACCAUGUGUCUCACCGUCUUCAUGAUGGUCAUGGUCAUUGGAAACCUGGUGGUGUUGAACCUGUUUCUGGCCUUGCUCCUCAGCUCGUUCAGUGCUGAUAAUCUGGCUGCCACAGAUGAUGAUGGUGAGAUGAAUAAUCUGCAGAUAUCGGUCAUUCGCAUAAAGAAAGGCAUUGCCUGGCUGAAGGCACACGUGCGCAUUCUGGUGGCGACCGUACUGAAGAAGAAACCGCUGGAGGACGAGGACAAGCCGCUCGACGACAUGUAUGAUGACAAACUCAAGUGCAUCGCCAACCACACGGGCGUGGACAUUAACCGCGGGGAGCUGGACUACCAGAAAAACGGGAACGGGACGACCAGCGGGAUCGGCAGCAGCGUGGGGAAGUACAUGAUCGACGAGGACCGCAUGUCCUUUAUCCACAACCCUAACCUGACCGUCCGCGUUCCCAUCGCUGUCGGAGAAUCUGACUUCGAGAACCUCAACACGGAGGAUUUCAGCAGCGAGUCGGACGUGGAGAACAGCAAAGACGUACGUUUGGAUGACACCAGUUCGUCAGAGGGCAGCACUAUAGACAUCAAACCUGAUGAGGAGGAGGUGGCUGUGGUGGAGGUGGUAGAAGAAUAUGUGGACCCAGAGCCCUGCUGGACAGAUGCCUGCAUUGCCCGAUACAAGUGCUGUGAUGUGCCUAUAACGGAGGGCUGGGGAAAAUACUGGUGGUUCCUGAGGAAGACCUGCUACCUCAUCGUAGAACACAACUGGUUUGAAACCCUCAUCAUUUUUAUGAUCCUGCUCAGCUCAGGGGCUCUGGCAUUUGAGGAUGUGUACAUUGAGCAGAGGAAGACGAUUCAGAUCAUUCUAGAAUAUGCAGACAGAGUCUUCACCUACAUCUUUAUCCUGGAAAUGCUGCUGAAAUGGGUGGCCUAUGGCUUCGUUAAAUAUUUCACCAAUGCCUGGUGCUGGCUCGACUUCUUCAUUGUGGAUGUGUCUAUAGUCAGCCUUAUAGCUAAUGCGCUGGGUUACUCAGACUUGGGCCCCAUUAAGUCCUUGAGGACUUUGCGGGCGCUGAGACCUCUGAGGGCCCUGUCCCGGUUUGAGGGCAUGAGGGUUGUGGUGAAUGCUCUGGUGGGAGCCAUCCCCUCCAUCAUGAAUGUGUUACUGGUCUGUCUGAUCUUUUGGCUGAUCUUCAGUAUCAUGGGCGUCAACCUGUUUGCUGGGAAGUAUUACUACUGCUACAACGAGACCGCUGAGGAGAACUUCGAACAGGAUGUUGUCAACAACAAGACGGAAUGUUUCGCUCUGAUAAAUGCAAACCACACCGAGGUCCGCUGGAAGAACGUGAAGAUUAACUUUGACAACGUGGGCGCUGGAUACCUGGCCCUCCUGCAAGUGGCCACUUUUAAAGGUUGGAUGGACAUCAUGUAUGCUGCAGUGGACUCUAGGAAGGUGGAGGACCAGCCUGUAUAUGAAGACAACAUCUACAUGUACAUCUAUUUUGUCAUCUUCAUCAUCUUCGGCUCAUUCUUCACUCUCAACCUCUUUAUCGGUGUCAUCAUCGACAACUUCAACCAGCAGAAAAAAAAGUUUGGAGGUCAGGAUAUCUUCAUGACAGAAGAACAGAAGAAAUACUACAACGCCAUGAAAAAACUGGGCUCCAAAAAACCACAAAAGCCUAUACCCAGACCCCUGAAUAAAGUCCAGGGAAUGGUGUUUGACUUCGUCACGCAACAGGCCUUUGACAUCUCCAUCAUGAUGCUGAUCUGCCUCAACAUGGUCACGAUGAUGGUGGAAACAGACGACCAGUCCCAGGAGAUGGAGAACAUUCUCUACUGGAUUAAUUUCAUCUUCAUCGUGGCCUUCACUGGCGAGUUUGUGCUGAAACUCUUUGCACUCCGACACUAUUAUUUCACCAACGGCUGGAACAUCUUUGACUGUGUUGUGGUCAUCCUCUCCAUUGUUGGCAUGUUCCUCGCAGAUCUGAUUGAGAAAUACUUUGUGUCACCCACUCUAUUCAGGGUGAUCCGACUGGCUCGAAUCGGCCGCAUUCUGCGACUCAUCAAAGGAGCAAAGGGGAUCCGGACCUUACUGUUUGCCUUGAUGAUGUCACUUCCUGCCUUGUUUAACAUUGGCUUGCUGCUCUUCCUGGUCAUGUUCAUCUUCUCCAUCUUUGGCAUGUCCAACUUUGCCUAUGUGAAGCGUGAGGUGGGAAUUGACGACAUGUACAAUUUUGAGACGUUUGGCAACAGCAUGAUCUGUCUUUUCAUGAUCACCACGUCAGCCGGCUGGGACGGCUUACUGGCACCCAUCCUCAACUACCCGCCCGACUGCAACCCGGAUAAGGAGAAUCCAGGCACCACGGUGAAGGGUGACUGCGGAAACCCUUCAGUGGGAAUCUUCUUCUUCGUCAUGUACAUUAUUGUGUCUUUCCUGAUCGUGGUGAAUAUGUACAUCGCCAUCAUCCUGGAGAACUUCAGCGUUGCCACGGAAGAAAGUGCCGACCCGCUCUGUGAGGAUGAUUUCGAAUCCUUCUACGAGAUCUGGGAGAAGUUUGACCCGGACGCCUCACAGUUCAUUACCUUUGCUAAGCUCCCGGACUUUGCCGACACACUGGAGGCCCCGCUGCGUGUGCCGAAGCCCAACAUCAUUGAGCUGAUCGCCAUGGACCUACCCAUGGUGAGCGGAGAUCGGAUCCACUGUCUGGACAUCCUGUUUGCCUUUACCAAACGCGUUUUGGGUGACAGCGGGGACCUGGACAUGAUGCGGCAGCAGAUGGAGGAGCGGUUUGUGGCGGCGAACCCAUCCAAAGUCUCCUAUGAGCCUAUCACCACCACAUUACGUCGGAAGCAGGAGGAGGUGUCUGCAGUGGUCAUCCAGAGGGCGUACCGGGCCCAUCUGGUGAACCGUGGCUUCAUCUGCAAACGCCGACCAGCCAAUAACAAACUAGAGAAUGGAGGGACGAAUCAGGAGAAGAAAGAGGGCACCCCCUCCACGGCGUCUCUGCCCUCAUAUGACAGCGUGACUAAACCGGAGAGAGAGAAACAGGACGACAACAACGAGGGCAAGGGUGGUAAGGAGAAAGGCCGAAACCAAAAAGACGUCAGGGAAUCCAAGUGUUAG